AUGGCCUACAAAUUCCUCGAUGCUACUCCCUGUCCGGUCACCUGGAGCCGGGAUGAUGGCAAAAUUCCCAUCUUCGAGGACAUACUCGACUCCUACGACGACGAUACGGCGGCUAUCGAUUUCACAAACGAGCUCGGCUCAUUAAACUCGCUCGCAAGGGAGAAACCGCGUCGAGUGAAAAGAGCUGCCACGUUUAAGAUACAUGAAGAUGCUGGGGGUCCUGGCAAUGGGCUUGCCGGACGAAAACCACUAUGCAAGGGAUCCUCGAUGUUCUCACAACCAGCACAGAGACUUCCACGGCCAGUUAGAGCGACAUUCGGAGGGAACUUAUCACCCAAAUUGCCUGAGAAGAAGCAGACAAACCAAAUUAAAGAGAAGAGGGUGCAGGCAAAGUCCGCUGAAAGGAAAUCGCCGCCUAUUGCGCAGAAACCUGCCGCAGAACAGAAGCCAGAGAAGGCAGAUUCCCUGAAAAGGGACAAACGACGGAAUACAAUAUAUAUUCCGCCAGACGAUACCACAAUGGCUACCGUUUUUAUGGGUGCAUUCAGCCCUCUAGAUACUCAAGAUUUAGCUUGUCAGGAAAUCGGGUAUAUCGAAGCGCAGAUUGCUAAGAAACGGAAACAACACAAGUCCCCGACUCCUCGACACAAGAGACAACCCUUAGAGAGCCCAAAGAGAGUUGUACAAGAGCUAUCGACCAAGCUUGACGUGAUGGGGAAGAGUACCGGAAAGGAAAACGUGCCUCCAGGCCAGCUGGUUAGAAGCAAUGCUGGUGUUAUGAAAAAGAAGGAAAGUGUCAAGAUGGAAGCUUCUCCUCAGCCCAUGAGAGCUCUAUCUGUGAAUAGCCCUCAAUCCAGAUAUCCGUCGCCAAAGCAGAAAGCAGCCUGUUCACCGAAGCCAUCAACACCGAGGCCCUCAUAUGCUAAGGGGUCUACCCUUGCAGACAAACCGAGACCUAGGCUUUCCCCUACAGCACAGCAGACCAAGUCUACUUGGUUUCAGCAAAAUGGGCCGACAAAAGAGAAAGCUAAACCGCUCUCCCCGAGGCCAAAUACAUCACCGAAGCCGGGUUUGAAGACAAAACUGCCUUCGGAAUUAAUACUUUCUCGCCUGUCAAGUGCAAAAAUAGACGAAAAGUACCCAGUCCUUACCGAGGAUAUCGCUGACCCUUCGAUGUACGAGGAGAACUGGCUUUCCCACCAGGAAGUUGUCAUUACACAGCUUGCCAACACCCUUUUUGCCGCGAUCAAUGAGCCAUCAAAUACACUGAACCAAGAUCGCCUCAACAACCAACUGCUCGAUGUAUAUCAAGACCCGUGCUUCUCGCUACUCCAUAAACGUGUGCAGGUAUCCCUUCUCCAUGGAGAAUUGCGGGUCACUAAUGAGUCUAACGGUCGGGGCAGCCGGCUGAAGACUGACGUGGGCCUACGUCGUAAGUUCAUGAAAUUCUGGAUGGAUACAUAUGAUAUCUCUGCUCUUCAGGCAGCGGCAGAGACCGUUAUCGGGAGACGGAUAGGCCCUGAUAUUCACGAAGGGGAUGGAUCGCCGGCACGAAGAUUGUCUGUUGGCUCGGCAGAAAAGGGGCGUAAGCGAGCUGUCGCGUCGUUCCUAGAGGCCAUGUUGAUUAGGAAUGAGGAUAUGGACUCAGCUGUUUCCAGUAAGGCCGGUGAAGGUAGUGCGGCGAGCAAGGGGGACUGCAGAACCGCCCUUCGGAGUAUAAUGAUGAUUGUUCUUCUGGACAAGGCAAGGAUGGCGCCCGAGACGGCACUACCGCGCCUUCUUUUCAAACCAGGUUCGGCCUACAAAUCGUCAGCAGCAGUACUGCGGGCUCUGGGGCCGCUGCUCCAUCACCCCCAGGGGGACUUUACUCGGCCCCUUACUCGUUUAGAAUGCUUCGUGGAGUAUCAGCAGCAUCCGUUGGCGGAAUAUAACUACCAGAUCGGCAACAUUGCGGUGGAUAUUAGAGACGGCAUUAUUCUCGCACGGUUGACCGAGUUGCUCCUGCUCGAGCAAUCCCCAGACAAGAAUCAAGGUAGCGGAGAAGAAACACGUCCGCUAUCACGACAGCUAAAGGUGCCAUGUAUAAGCCGGGCAACGAAGGUCCACAACGUGCAAGUCUCAUUGACUGCACUGGCGAAUGACAUUCCUAGUAUUGGUGCUAUUAUAAGUGGUAUUAAGCCCGAGGAUAUCGUGGACGGGUAUCGAGAGAAGACCAUAGCCCUGCUUUGGGCGAUUAUUGGUAAAUGGGGGUUAUCAGCUCUGGUCGACUGGGAUGAUCUCAAAAAGGAGAUUGUCCGGCUGGAGAAGCAGAUUCCUAGACUCGACAAGAGGUUGAAUGACUAUCCUACCAGCCAUGAGCAAAGGGACACGAUAGGCAUGACGGCAUACUAUUCAUCUCUACUCCACCGUUGGGCAUCAUGCCUGGCAAGAUUGAAAGGGUUGGAGGUUUCGAAUCUGACCACAAGCCUUGCCGAUGGACGGGUAUUCGCAAGCAUCAUCGACGAGUAUGAAUACUUCAUUCGCCUUGUCCGUGUCAAGGCUGAUAGGACGACAUCACCACCGUCUCCAUCAUCGAUAACGACGACAACAGCAAGUGUGACUGGCGAUAAAUCAGCCUUGAAUCAGCGUCUGCUCUCCCUCGGCUGCAGUAGUCAAUUUGUCUCCCUUCUUGCCCCGCGAUCAACAUCGCCAUCGCCAUCACCAGCACGGUCACUCACAUCGCGCGCUCAUAUUCUCCAUCAGGAGUCCAACAUCGCAGCCCUCGCGUUUCUGAGUUCCCGACUCCUCUCGGCAUCUAAAUACGGUCGGGCAGCGGUGUUGAUCCAACGCGCAUGGCGUCAUAAGCUUGCCACCAGCACCAGACCUGGCAUGACAGGAGAGUGCUAG
Molecule: messenger RNA, 2886 nt
Organism: Arthroderma uncinatum
Lineage: Eukaryota; Fungi; Ascomycota; Eurotiomycetes; Onygenales; Arthrodermataceae
Exons: 2
Coding region: 1-2886 (961 amino acids)
Biological process (GO): spindle organization; mitotic cell cycle; establishment of meiotic spindle localization
Cellular component (GO): spindle pole
Molecular function (GO): protein binding
Source: RefSeq, a predicted model, not a curated record